ACCAAUUUUUAUAGGACCUCAAAAAUGAAGCACCAACAAAUUACGAUUGACUAUUGGACCAUGUUUAAGACAUCCGGACUGUGUCUUCUUCUGGCCGUCUGCGGAUUCGUACUCCUUAAAAUGGUGCAGACCAUUUUCUGGCUACCCGCACAUCUGAAGAAAAACCAACAACGUCUUGAGGAAUUGGCCAAGCUUUAUGCCAACGAUAUAGGCGAUGAUGAGCGGGCCGAGAUCGAGAAACUCUUCAAUAGUAAGGAGCCGUUGACAGAAGAACGCAUUAACCAGCUGCUCGAUAAAUCAGAGCCAUCCGAGCCCAAAAAGGAUCAAUAGUUUAAAUAAGUUGAUUU
Drosophila rhopaloa is the source of this 347-nucleotide messenger RNA. RefSeq lists its product as uncharacterized. The record is from RefSeq and is a predicted model, not a curated record. The transcript has 2 exons. The coding region runs from base 25 to 330 and encodes 101 amino acids. Lineage: Eukaryota; Metazoa; Arthropoda; Insecta; Diptera; Drosophilidae.